Molecule: messenger RNA, 2441 nt
Organism: Cottoperca gobio
Lineage: Eukaryota; Metazoa; Chordata; Actinopteri; Perciformes; Bovichtidae
Gene: dcph1
Product: damage control phosphatase 1
Biological process (GO): DNA damage response
Cellular component (GO): nucleus
Molecular function (GO): phosphatase activity
Source: RefSeq, a predicted model, not a curated record
CAGAAACAGAGGACGUCCACCUUAAUACAAUAUGCUUUGCCACGUAACGACCACAGAAAGAUAAACGUUUGGUUACACGUCGCGUUCAAGCAAACAUCUAAACUUUGUUCCUGUACUGGACAUUUUUGUCGAUAAAGUUUUACUUUGAACCGUCUAUACCACUGCUAUGAUGAUGGCGGCUGAUCAAACUGUGCACGGAGUUCCUGCUUCACUGUCUGCAAAAGUAGUUGGGUCAUAUGCCUAUUUGACUGUGAGAGACAGAUUGCCAACCAUCCUGACUAAAGUUAUUGACACAAUACAUCGCAACAAAAACAAGUUUUUUGAAGAAUAUGGAGAGGUGGGUAUCCAGGCAGAGAAGCAAACAAUAUCUCUGCUGUCUAAAAUGAGGAACGAGCUACAAACUGAUAAGCCCGUAUUAGCACUAACAGACAGCCUGCAAGACACAGAGUGCUGGAACCAGUAUCUGCAGAGACAACAGAAACAGCAAGGAGACCAGGAGUCCGUCAGCUGGUUCAAGUCCCCAUGGCUUUAUGUGGAGUGUUACAUGUACCGCAGGGUACAUGAGGCCCUCUGGCUCAAUCCUCCCAUCAGUGACUAUGAUGUCUUUAAUGAAGGAAAGACUCAGAGCUUUUUUGAGUCUCAGCAGGCUGUGAUGACCCUAUGUACCUACUUGGAGGGCGUCAACAAGAACAUGGAGGAACUCUCCAAGAAUCAACUGUUGGAGCAUUUCAACAAACUGCUACAGGUUUCUUUAUGGGGGAACAAGUGUGAUCUGUCUAUCUCUGCUGGCCGAGACAACUCACAGAAGACCAGUCCAAUAGAUUCCCUCAACAGCCUACAACCCUUCAUCUUGGUGAAUGACUCCAACAUGGUAUGGUCAACUCUUAUUUCUUCCCAGAGGCAAGGACAGUCAGAGAAAACCACUGCGGUCAGAGUGGACAUUGUUCUCGACAAUGCUGGCUUUGAGUUAGUCACUGACUUGGUCUUGGCAGAUUUCCUGAUUUCCUCCGGCCUUGCACAUGAGGUCUAUUUUCACGGCAAAUCCAUUCCAUGGUUUGUCUCGGAUGUCACAGCUAACGAUUUUCAGUGGACCAUCCGGCAGACCAUGGCGGCCAAUCACAAGUGGAUGUCGAAGAAUGGUGUUCAGUGGAAGAGCCACCUGAAGGCGGGCGUGUGGUCCUAUCAUGAUCAUCCUUUCUGGACACAGCCCAAUGAAUUCUGUGACAUGGCAGAUGAUGCUCCUGACCUAUAUGCAACCCUGCAGGGGGCAGACCUCGUGCUGUUUAAAGGUGAUCUCAAUUACAGAAAGCUGACGGGGGACAGGGACUGGGAUCACACAGUGGGCUUUGGUACUGCGCUACGAGGUUUUGGUCCUGCACCACUGUGUAGCCUGAGGACUCUCAAGGCCAACGUUCAGGUUGGUCUGCAGCCGGGCCAGGGGGAGAAGCUCACCUCCCAAGAUCCAGACUGGAUGACCAGCGGCAAAUACGGUGUCAUUCAGUUCUACAGCUCAAAUUCGGAACAGAAAGACUGACCACAGGAUCUCACUAGGAAGACAUGGAUUCAUAAGAACAUUACAGUAAGAAGUACCCUAAGGAGUUACCUUUAAGCCAUACGAAAAUUGAGUUACUUGAGGUUGUAAAAUGGUUUCUUUGUUUCUCAUCGACCGUUAGCACUCCAUCAUGUUUGAUAUGGAAAUGCACAGUAACAGAAAUAUUUGAGUUAUUAUUUUCAUAACAUAUUUGUAUCAUGUCAUACUUACAAUGUUAGCAGUUUUAGAUCUAAAUGUUUUCCCAUGAUUUGAACAUAACAAUUGUUUACGGUGGCACAUUUAUCCUCAGAGGUAACAAAAUCCAGUUUGCUGUUAAUCGCAAAUAGCUUAUGUGUUGUGCACAAUGUAUUAAGUCAUAAUGUUUACAGUUUAAUGUAGAUGCUAUUAACAAUUAUUGAGUAAUAAUCUGGCUUCAUAAAUCUCCUUUCUAGAGCAGCAAUACUUUCUUUUUGCAUGCAGUUGAGGAGAGUGAUGAUAAACGUAAUGUAUAGUUAUUUUUACUUUUAAUUCAGCUCCGGGUGUUUUACUGUUGCACGCAGUGUCGUUGAUAUGCAUGCAUCAAAAUGUGCAGCCAUAAUCACCUAAAGCGGAUUAUAAUAUAAUUUCAUAACUAUUUUGCUCAGUUUGAAAGAUGGUAGAAUGUUAUUGGGGCAGUGUAACAAUAACAGUGAGGACGUGUACUUGUUUUGUUUAAAAUGGCAACCCAGACCUUUGUAUCUUCCUAGAUAAAAAUGGAUGUCUCUGUGCACACUGUUAUGUCAUCUGAAUUCUCGUUGUCGGUGUAAGCACCUCAGAGGUGAUGUUAACUGGAUUCUUCUCACUGCUGCUUGGGGAAAUGAUAUAAUUUUUAAUAAUGGGUAGGAUUUAAUAAAGAACUGCAUUGACUGAC